Messenger RNA from Aspergillus welwitschiae, 2029 nucleotides. Its product is annotated as G1/S-specific cyclin. Lineage: Eukaryota; Fungi; Ascomycota; Eurotiomycetes; Eurotiales; Aspergillaceae. Gene Ontology annotation, cellular component: cytoplasm; nucleus; cyclin-dependent protein kinase holoenzyme complex. The record is from RefSeq and is a predicted model, not a curated record. Gene Ontology annotation, molecular function: cyclin-dependent protein serine/threonine kinase regulator activity. The coding region runs from base 516 to 1772 and encodes 418 amino acids. Gene Ontology annotation, biological process: regulation of cyclin-dependent protein serine/threonine kinase activity; mitotic cell cycle phase transition. The transcript has 2 exons.
UUCUUUGCACUUUAAUCCUUUUCCCCCCCUGACGAUUUCCCCACCCCUUCAUAGGGUUCGUGCCUGUGCUCCUGUUUCCACAUUCCGGAGCACACCCAGGCUUGCCAGCUCAAGCAUCGGUUCCUAGGGCGAAGGCGUUUACUCGUGCUUCGUCUUUCGGACUGGUAUCCUACAGAGUCCCAUCUCAACGGAUCAUUCCUGCCUGCUCCUGAGCCAGCCUAGAUGCCAGACACGCCGUCACGGUAAGGGUUGCAUCGUGCCCUCUGCCCGAAGGCUUUCAAUCUGGCUCCGGCCAUCACCAGGCUCCACUCCAGCUGUCUACCCAUCCUUCUCCUUUUCAAUACCAGGCUAUCGUCUCUUGUGGCCGUUCAUUAAUAUUUCCCAACUAAUUCCACUCAUUAAUCCCUUAAUCCGACGACUGUCAUUCUCUCACCUCCGUCGUUUCCUGAUCGACACAGUUAUCAGGUCCGUUCUUUGAAUACUCUUUGGGUCGACGUUAAUACCAGACCGACAUCAUGGCCUACCACAAGCGCCCCACAUCGAGCUACCAGCCCUGCGAUACUUUCUUCGUCGAGACCUACGACGAGUUCCCUGCCCCCCGUAUGGAUCCGAAAGAACACGCCAAGUUGAUGGCUCGUGAGCGUCAGUACGCCAUGGCGGAACAGCUGUCAAAGAUUACCAGCGAGGAAUUCCGUGACGACGUUCUGGCGCACAUGCUGGACAUGGAUGCUGCUACGCUUCCGGACGUCGAGUCGAUCGAUAUCCAGACCGAGAUCCAGUGGUUCAUGCGUCCAUACCUGCUCGACUUCUUGAUUGAAGCCCACACUGCAUUCCAGCUGUUGCCAUCGACCCUCUUCCUCACCAUCAACCUUCUUGACCGUUACUGCUCCAAGCGUGUUGUCUACAAGAGACACUAUCAACUCGUUGGAUGUGCUGCCUUGCUCAUCGCAGCCAAGUAUGGAGACAAGAAGGACCGCGUGCCUACCAUCAAGGAGCUCAAGUCGAUGUGCUGUUCUCUAUACGACGACGACAUGUUCAUCCAGAUGGAGUGGCAUGUGCUGCAAACACUGGGGUGGACCAUUGGACACCCGACUGUCGAUAGCUUCUUGCAGAUGGCUGUGAUGGAUUGCCCGUAUGAUGCCGAGGUCGAGCACCUGGCAUUGUAUAUCUCGGAGAUCUCGCUGUUCCAUCGGGAAUUCGUGUCCAAGCCGUCGUCGGAUCUCGCCCGGGCCUCGCUGGCUCUUGCGCGCUGCAUCCUGAACCGGACUCAGCCUCGUCACACAGAAUGGGCAUCCCAGUACGACUCGAUGACGCUCGUGGGGUUGUCGCAGCAGCUUCACCAACCCUCCCAGGUGCUUUCCAGGAAGUAUUCCUCAGCUCACUACUCCCGUGUGUCCAAGGUGCUGGAACAAUUCCUUGCCCGUCAAGCUUCGAUCGCAAGCUACACGCCCCCCAGCCCGCAAACGGACGUCGUACAACCCGAGCCCAAGCCAUACGAAGGCGAGAUUGGGCUUGCUACACCGCAGAAGGCGACCCAAUCAUCGGCCAUGGCGCACGGUUAUAUCACACCGCCGAUCACCCCGGAGAACGAGGCUUUUGCCAAUGGUGGUAAUCCCACCUUUGCCAAAGGCACAGCAGGAGCUAGUGCUUGCUCGCCGUCGCCGACACCCCCGCCCAGCAUGCAGUACGUGAGCUCUCACGCGUAUUCGCAGGAUACCACGUACCAACAACAGUUCCUCCAGCCCCAAAUGUCAUUCAGCACUGGUUACUGAACUCGACACGAGGGUUGAGGGAGCUGCUCGUCAAUAAUAUACCAACAUAUUGCUCGAUACCUGAAUACGAUGUAUUUUUGCAUCUUGUGCCAUAAAUGCCGAUCUGGUUGGAACCGGAACCUAUACAGACCUGGUUCUAUUUCGACACCAAUUUCGUUCUAUUUUCAUCUUUGUUUCCUUGUCUAAAAAUUGCAUACCCCAUCUCCUUGUCUUCCGCAUAUCAUCUCUCGGGACUACCCCCCGUUGCAUUCAGCUUG